AUGAAUUCUACUAUAUAUCUCAUUUUUCUUAUUAAUAUAUUUUUCUGUACAAUAAUAAAAGCAUUGCCUCAUGAGCGUGUUCGUCGGCAACCAAAUCCAAAUAAAAAGGCUGGUCUUCCAUAUGAAGGAUGGUCAGGAGGAUUGAAUAAUCCAAGUGGUGGAAAUCCUGGCGCAUAUUAUGGAACUGGAAUAAAUCCGAAUUAUGGUGGAAUUGGUGCACAUAGAAAUGAUGUUAACGAGGGUAUCAAUGUAGUAAGUUACAAUCAUGAAUAUACUCAUAACGGUGGUUCUAAUUCGAACUGGAGGCCACAACAACAGCAACAACAACAACAAUAUUACUGGCUCAAUAAUAAUAAUAAUAAUAAUAAUAUGGGAUGGCAAAGACCAAACACUAAUAAUGAUUAUAAUCAACCUUACAAUCGUUAUCCACCUGGAAGUCAAGGAUGGUAUGCAAGUGGUGGAAACUAUUGGUAUAAUAAAGGACAAUCACUUGUUUCACAUGUUUGGCUUUUAAUAAUAAGUAUUUCAAUUUCAAUUAUUUAUAUAUUAUAA
Adineta steineri is the source of this 552-nucleotide messenger RNA. The record is from the annotation of a GenBank genome assembly. NCBI's taxonomy places the organism in Eukaryota, Metazoa, Rotifera, Eurotatoria, Adinetida, Adinetidae.